CCCACCACCUCCCCGCAUCAGCUGUGACGAGAUGAGCCGCCGCCGCCGCCCAUGCUCGCCGCCGCCGCCGCCCGCGCCGGUGCCGCCGCUGGAGGACGACAACCUGCUCUCCGAGAUACUCCUCCGCCUCCCGCCAGACCCGUCCUCCCUCCCUCGCGCCUCCCUCGUCUCCAAGCGCUGGCUCGGCCUCGUCUCCGACCCCGGCUUCUCUCGCCGCUUCCGCCUCCACCACCGCCACAACCCUCCUCUCCUUGGUUUCUUCGAGGGCUUCCGUUUCCAUCCUACGAUGGAUCCCCCCAAUCGUGUCCCGGAUGGCUACUUCUCCGUGCGCAUCGACACCGGCGGCAUGUUCAGGAAUCUUGGAUCCCGCCAUGGCCUCCUACUCCACUUCCACGGAACAGGGAACCAGCUCCUGGUGUGGGACCCCUUCAACGUCGCCCAGCACCGCGUAGCCGUUCCCCCAGGGUUCGAUGAGAAGAAGACCUUUAUCGGUGGGGCGGUGUAUCGCGCCGCCGGAGAGAUCCAACACUUCCAAGUGGUCUUGGUAAGCGCAGAGACAGACGAGCUUCAGCAUAGACAGGUCAUCGCCCGCGUUUACUCGUCGGAGACUGGCGCAUGGGGUGAUCGCAUCUCAACACCAUAUCCAUCCAGACUUCCCAGCAAGAAUUGUAUGGGCUUUACUCUGAGUGUGCUAGUUGGGCAUUCCCUUUACUGGUUGUUCGUGGACAUAUCGACUGGCAGAGUGGAUGGCAUAGUUGAGUUUGAUUUGGAGAUGCAGAUCCUAGCUGUGAAACCGGUGCCAGUCGAUAUUGCCAAGGAAAAACAGGGCAAAUUCCAGGUUAUGCGGGCAGAGGGCGGUGGCCUUGGUAUUCUCUUUCUGUUUAAAUUCAGCGCCCAGUUAUGGAAGAUGGAGACCGAUUCUGAUGGUGUUGCAUCAUGGGUGCUGGGAAGAACCGUUGAACUGGACAAGCUACUCCCCCUGGGUCUAGAAGAGGAAGAGAACUCAGAAGAGGAGUGCUCAGAAGUGGAAGAUAACGAUUUCCCAUUCCCAGGUAUACAAGGGUUUGCUGAAUACAAUAAUGUGGUUUUCCUGUGGACACAUAUCCACAACUUCACAGUCCAGCUUGAGUCACUGCAGUUCAAGAAAGUGUCCAAAAUACACAUGUUGGCUCGCUAUUAUCCAUUUGAAAGUGCCUAUGCUGCAGGCACGGGCGUUGGUGGUGGACAUGAUGGAGCUAAACUUUUGCACAAUACCUAAGAUGAUUGGUCAGAUGGAUAUGCUAUUGUGAUGUAUUAAUAGAGUAGCAAGGGGUGCAGAGAUGGGCGUAGGCUCUUCUGUUCCGUGUGGCUGAGAUGCAGAAAUGGCUCGUUUGGCUGCGACCAUUUGGUGUGGUCCCUCUUCGUACUACUCGCAGCGCACACAGGUGAACUGAACUGUGCAGACAGUGGGCUUGUAGGAAUUUAAUCGCCUAAGUUGCUGACUAGCGUCUAUUAUUAUGCUGAAACUUUUAUCGGGUCCUGGCUAAUGAGUGUUGGAUGUUGAACUGUAACUGCCUUCCUGAUGCUGCUUUCCUUCUUCCUUUUCUUUGAUGAUGAGAUGCGGCUACUAGAGUAUUGGUUGAGUUGGCUUCUGAACUGAAGAUACAAGAUAGUCUGCUUUGUGUUGCCA
This is a messenger RNA of Triticum dicoccoides, 1669 nucleotides long. RefSeq lists its product as uncharacterized. Gene Ontology annotation, molecular function: protein binding. The coding region runs from base 32 to 1258 and encodes 408 amino acids. The transcript has 3 exons. Lineage: Eukaryota; Viridiplantae; Streptophyta; Magnoliopsida; Poales; Poaceae. The record is from RefSeq and is a predicted model, not a curated record.